UCCGUUUUAGCAUGUUGGUUCGUUAUAAGACAAAAAAAAAAAAAGAGUACCAGCCACGAUUCGAUCCGAUCUAGAUUGAUACUCCUUGACGUACCCGCCUUGGUCAACAGUAUCUACAAGUAUUACUCAAACAAGUCCGGCCGACGACAACCAAACCUCGGCUGAUAGUGUGAGGCUUGUUGAGCCAAAAGUCCUGUUUGGGCGAUUUGUCCCAAUCAAGCUGGUUAGACCGUCGCGAACAGGCGCGCGCGCAUCACCAACGGCCGAACCCCUAGUUUGACCUUUUCGGCGUCGAUCUUUUUUUCCCCCUACUCCUCUUUCUGCGGACGGAAGCUUCCACUUGGUCGCCUCUUCCCACCGCCCGCCAAACCGCUCUCUUUCCCUCUGUCCCUGCGAGGGUGGAAUCUUCUGCCGAAGCUGACGACGCCGCGCCGCGCGUACUACGACACCAUAGUUUCAGGGUCUGGACUCGUCUGUUCCUCGUCGCAAACCUGCCCGCGAUGCAUUUCGCAUACCCUCCACGAAAAUCUUCGAACCCGCCGCCUUUUCGGCCCCGGACGUCCGCUCUUCCGACAAUACGAGGCAAGCGUUUGAAAACCAUUGUCCUUACCGGCCUGGCAUUCCUGACGCUACUGUGGCUAUUCCAACGAGGCGGCCGUAGUCGACAUGCGCCACCGGCGUACCACAAGCCGUCGGGCAAUCCGCCGGUGGUGAUAGUUACAGUGUUCAACGAGGGCAAGUAUGGAAAGGGGUAUAUGGAUAUGGUCAAGGAAAACAGGCUAAAAUAUGCCGAGAAGCAUGGCUACGGCACCUUCUUCGUCAAAUCCUCCGACUACGACCUCCACGGCGCACCCGUCUCGUGGGCCACCCUCCCCGCCGUCCGACAUGCCAUGACCAAGUUCCCCGAUGCGUCGUACAUCUGGUACCUCGACCAGAACGCCUUCAUUAUGAACCCGCUGCUGAAGAUCGAGGAGCACGUCAUGAAGCCAUCGAGGCUGGAGGAGCUGAUGAUCAAGGACCACCCCGUUGUGCCGCCCGACAGCAUCAUCAAGACGUUCAGCCACCUCAAGGGACACGAUGUUGAUUUCGUAUUGACGCAGGACAAGGAUGGCCUGUCUUCGAGCAGCUUCGUGGUGAAGAAUGGCGAGUGGGCCAAGUUUUUCCUCGAGACUUGGUUUGAUCCCAUCUACAGGACUUAUAACUUUCAGAAGGCGGAGCAGCAUGCCUUGGAACACAUUGUCCAGUGGCAUCCCACCAUUCUCGCCAAGCUCGCUCUUGUGCCCCAGCGCAUCUUGAACUCAUACAGUAAGGAGAAGGGUGGGCAGGAGUACAAGGAGGGAGACCUUGCGGUGCGCCUCUAUGCUUGCGGUGAAGCUGGCGAGGAUACUUGUGAGACCGAGUCGCAGAGGUUCGCUCAGUGGAAGGCCGCGUAUCAGGACUCAUGAGAAGGCAGGCAGAGGUCAAGGGAUGGAUGGAGGAUAGCAGGCGACAAGAAGGCACAUUCAGCUUCUUGGAUACCAUGAACAUGCACGUACCGAACCGAACCGAACCGAACCG
Molecule: messenger RNA, 1557 nt
Organism: Neurospora hispaniola
Lineage: Eukaryota; Fungi; Ascomycota; Sordariomycetes; Sordariales; Sordariaceae
Product: galactosyl transferase GMA12/MNN10 family-domain-containing protein
Exons: 3
Coding region: 501-1445 (314 amino acids)
Biological process (GO): protein N-linked glycosylation
Cellular component (GO): Golgi membrane; mannan polymerase complex
Molecular function (GO): alpha-1,6-mannosyltransferase activity
Source: RefSeq, a predicted model, not a curated record